AUGCACGUAUUUCUUAUUAUAUAUUAUACACACAUAUCUUUCAUCUUUCCAUCUUGGAGUUUAGCAAGUGUAUGUAUAUAUUUCUCUGUUUGAUGUUGUGCAUGUUGAGUUGACAUUGAAAUGGUGGAAGCUAAUGGAGAUGAAAAUAUGAAUAGCCAUAGGAAGAACAAAAAGCCUUGGGGAUGGAGAUUAAAUACAGGGAUCGGAACAAUGGUGAUUGCUGUUUUAUUAGCUGUGGCUCUUGCUUCUAAGCAUUCCCCGAACUUCUCUCUGUUCCUCGAUCAUCACAAGAUUUGUAGGUGUUCAAAGGAUUCUGGUGAAUUAUCAGGAAUAAUUGAGGAUUCUUGUUGUGAUUACGAGACAGUAAAUCGUAUUAAUGUAGCAGUGUUGAAUCCUAUAUUGCAGCAGCUAGUGAAAACUUCAUUCUUCAGAUACUUUAAGGUCAAGCUUUGGUGCGACUGCCCCUUCUGGCUUGAUGAUGGUAUGUGCAUGUUGCGAGAUUGCAGUGUAUGUGAAUGCCCUGAUAAUGAAUUUCCAGAAUCAUUUAAGAAGCCACCACACGGAAGUAUUUCAUCUAAUCCACUAAUAUGUCAAAGGGGAGAUCCCCAGGAUACUGUUGACCGAACACUGGCCACCAAGACCUUCAGAGGCUGGAUCGCAGUUGACAACCCAUGGACAAAUGAUGAUGAGACUGACAAUGAUGAGAUGACAUACGUCAAUCUGCAACUAAAUCCUGAACGUUACACCGGUUACACUGGGGCAUCGGCUAGAAGAAUAUGGGAUGCCAUAUAUUUGGAUAGUUCUCCAAAAUAUUCAUCUGGAGAAAGUUGCCAGGAAGAAAAAGUAUUGUACAAGUUGAUAUCUGGUCUUCACUCCUCAAUAUCGAUUCAUAUAGCAGCUGAUUAUCUCCUUGAUGUAAAAACUAACCAGUGGGGUGAAAAUCUUCAGCUGAUGUAUGAUCGUGUACUAAGAUACCCUGACCGUGUCAAAAAUCUGUAUUUCACUUAUCUGUUCGUCCUCAGAGCUCUGACUAAAGCGUCAGAUUACUUGCAGCAGGCUGAGUAUGACUCAGGAGAUCAUGCCGAGGAUUUAGAAGCGCAGUCCUUGAUGCAGCAGCUAUUAGAGAACCCAGAACUGCAAGAUGCAUGCCCACUUCCAUUUGACGAGGCUAAAUUGUGGCAAGGCAAAAAUGGGCCGGAACUGAAGCAGCAAAUUCAAAAGCAAUUUCGAAACAUUAGUUCCCUAAUGGACUGUGUAGGAUGUGAGAAGUGUCGCCUUUGGGGAAAGCUGCAGGUUUUUGGCCUAGGAGCAGCAUUGAACAUCCUUUUCUCAGUUGAUGAUAUGCACAACCAGGGCCAACCACUGCAGUUACACAGAAAUGAGGUGAUUGCGCUAGUAAAUCUUCUCAAUAAACUAUCCGAAUCAAUCAGGAUUGUCAAUGAGAAGGCAUCCUCUGUUGAAAGACUAAUGAAUGGGAUACCUAUAGAACCCCCCAAGCAAAACAUCAAGUUAUGGCAAGAAUUAUGGAAAACAGUCAUCAAUUUUGGGUACAGGUCACAGAUGUAGCUGAGAAACCUCCAGAGCUUUUUACAAAUUUUUGCAUAGAAAACCACAAUGUAUAUUAGCAUGUCAGAGGAUAAAUAAAUUAUCAGAAGAACAAGCCUGUUAGGAGGAGGAUUUUUUUUUUUAUCAGAUAAUAUUAACUUCAACAUUAGUAGGCAUUUCUGUUUGUAAAUUGCAAAAGGAGAAUGUGAUCUGCCAGAAUUGUACAUAUAAACAUUAUUUAUCAUGAUAGAUGUUAAUUUUUGUGAAUGAAAUACUUGCUUGAGAUUGAACAAGAA
Molecule: messenger RNA, 1841 nt
Organism: Daucus carota subsp. sativus
Lineage: Eukaryota; Viridiplantae; Streptophyta; Magnoliopsida; Apiales; Apiaceae
Product: endoplasmic reticulum oxidoreductin-1
Exons: 9
Coding region: 121-1566 (481 amino acids)
Biological process (GO): protein folding in endoplasmic reticulum
Cellular component (GO): endoplasmic reticulum; endoplasmic reticulum membrane
Molecular function (GO): protein-disulfide reductase activity; FAD binding; thiol oxidase activity
Source: RefSeq, a predicted model, not a curated record